AUUACAUAAUAAAUUCAUGGCAUCCACCUCCACAUUCAGUGCGCCAGCACUAGCACUGUCGAGCAAUUAUUAACACCAAUUACUUGUAGUUCCAGGGCACGACCUAGUGAGACACUUGCGACUAAUCUGCUCUGCCAGUAGCACGCUUUUGUCCUCCUAAACUAUGACUUUAUCACCUUCAUCCAUGAAAGACUACGAGAUAUUCAUGUCCACGGUCCAGAAGCCGCCCGAACCAGAGCAAAGCUUUGAGGAGAUGCGCGUAAAGGACUAUAUCAAAGCAUACACAGCGACCGGUCGACCACCAGCACCAAUCCCAGAUCUACCAAAUACCCCAAAUGCUAGAUUUGCACUCGGCUUGCCACCGAUAUUUUCUCCCAUUCCAAUAGAAUCGACUACGAGCAUCAGCUCUACAGGCAUUGUGGCCGAGAAGGCCAUAACAAACCCCAGUGAUCUGCCCACCAUCCAAGUAUUUCAGGCGACUAAAACACCAAUUGAAGGGCAGUUCCAGAGCAUUACAGCACAACCCACUUUCAGUUCAUUCUCCUAUGAGGAAUUGCGGCUUUAUGCAUAUCUUUCAGGGAAUAUCAUGCCUCCGACUCCACUUCCAUCAGAGAUACUCUCUUCGGACAACACGCCAACACAGGUCGUCCAUCCAUUUUACACCAAUGAUUCAGCAGCAACCGCGUUCGCACGCGCCAGUAUGGGGCCUGACGCUCCAGAUGCCUAUAUGAGCAUCACAGCGUCUCUCAAAUUCAACAAACAUUCAUUCGAGGAACUACGGCUAGCAUAUCGUCUUGCUGGCAAGGAGCUUACCUCGAUUGAAAUUCCGACGCCUACCCGGGGUAAUAUUUUGGGGCCAAACCAAGGUCAACUCCCCGCAACUGUACCUGCCCCGGCUCCUUCACUUCUCCUUGGACGCCCCCGUGGCGAAACACUACGAUAAUGAAUCCUGUACAUUCUUUUUGAGCUCAGUUGUUGUUUGUGUCACUUACCGUAUACCAUCAUCGUUUCGUGCUAUCAUCGCCUCGUACUUGUACCACAGAAUAUUGUUGUUCUGGGUAAUGGUCGAGAAGUCUAAUGUACACAACAUGUAUUCGAGUCAAAUUAGAUUUUUUGGGGUGUAUUGGUUAAUUCAUCAUUGACUUCUCUGCUUAUACCACGACUUGC
This is a messenger RNA of Suillus subaureus, 1167 nucleotides long. RefSeq lists its product as uncharacterized. The transcript is spliced from 5 exons. The coding region runs from base 164 to 943 and encodes 259 amino acids. The record is from RefSeq and is a predicted model, not a curated record. NCBI's taxonomy places the organism in Eukaryota, Fungi, Basidiomycota, Agaricomycetes, Boletales, Suillaceae.